Molecule: messenger RNA, 5007 nt
Organism: Miniopterus natalensis
Lineage: Eukaryota; Metazoa; Chordata; Mammalia; Chiroptera; Miniopteridae
Source: RefSeq, a predicted model, not a curated record
ACCGAACAGCAACAAAAACCCAGAUACCAGCCUGUGAGGGGCUGCGACACAGAGUCCACACUCCGGACCCGGAGAAGGGACAGCUUUCCUUCCCUGAUGUUUCCCUUUCCCCUCGGAGCUCAUUGUCACAGGGACACGCGCCCUGAGCUGCACAGUGACGGGGUAAAUGUGUCCCUGCUGGUCUGAGCCCCGCAGGCCACGGGGACCCGCGUCUUCCCGAAGCUUCUCCGGAGCCCAGAUGACACGGUGGUGAGGACCCCACAGGGAGGUGCUGGUGGACUGGCUGAGGGUGCGGGGCCCCAUGGCGGAGGCUCUGACAGGGAAGGACGUGCCCUGGGCCACCCCACCUGGAAGGGACGUCUCAGGAGGCCCCGGGGCCUAUUUCCUGCUGCAUCAUGGAAACAACAGCCAGGCUCCCGGAGGGCACAGUUCCCCUUCUUGUGGGCCUGCUGACGUGACAACCACGAGACCGGGAAGGCCGGCUUCUUAGUGGCCACACCCUGCGUGUCUGUCCUGAGGGCACCAUGGUCUCCUCCAUCUGCACAACUGGGACCAGAGCAAGGAGACACCAUGACCUCCACCCUCGCGGCCCUGCUCUGCCUCGGGCUGAGUGUGGGCCUGAGGACCCCAGUGCAGGCAGGGGCCCUUCCCAAGCCCACCCUCUGGGCUGAGCCAGGCUCUGUGAUCCCCCGGGGGAGCCCUGUGACCGUCUGGUGUCAGGGGACCCGAGGGGCUCAGGAGUACCGUCUGAAUAAAGAAGGAAGCCCAGAGCCCUGGCUCACAAAGAAGCCACUGGAUACCGGGGACAAGGCCAAGUUCCCCAUCACACAGAUGACAGAGCACACUGCAGGGAGAUAUGACUGUCACUAUCUGAGCUCCAGUACAUGGUCAGAGCGCAGUGACCCCCUGGAGCUGGUGGUGACAGGAUUGUACAGCAAACCCAGCCUCUCGGCCCUGCCCAGCCCUUUGGUGGCCUCAGGAGGGAACGUGACCCUCCAGUGUGGCUCAUGGAAGGGAUUUGGCAGGUUCAUUCUGACUAAGGAAGGAGACCACAGGCUCUCCUGGGCCCGGGACUCACAUCAGCACCCCAGUGGGCAUUUCCAGGCCCUGUUCCCUGUGGGCCCCGUGACCCCCAGCCACAGGUGGAUGUUCAGAUGCUACGGCUGUUACAGGAACAAACCCCAGGUGUGGUCAGAGCCCAGUGACACUGUGGAGCUUCUUGUCUCAGGGACCCUCUCCAAACCUAUCCUCUGGGCUGAGCCAGGCUCUGUGAUCCCCCGGGGGAGCCCUGUGACCAUCUGGUGUCAGGGGACCCUAGGGGCUGAGGAAUACCGUCUGGGAAAAGAGGGAAGGACACAACCAUGGAAAAGACAGAGUCCACUGGAUGCCGGGGACAAGGUCAAUUUCUCCAUCACAAAGAUGACAGAGUAUGAUGCAGGAAGAUAUCGCUGUCUCUAUCUCAACCACAGUGUCUGGUCAGAGCGCAGUGACCCUCUGGAGCUGGUGGUGACAGGAUUCUUCAGCAAACCCAGCCUCUCGGCCCUGCCCAGCCCUGUAGUGGCCUCAGGAGGGAACGUGACCCUUCAGUGUGGCUCAGGGCAGAAAUUUGACAGGUUCAUUCUGACUAAGGAAGGAGACCACAGGCUCUCCUGGGCCCUGGACUCACAGCCACGCCCCGGUGGGCAUUUCCAGGCCCUGUUCCCUGUGGGCCCCGUGAGCCCCAGCCACAGGUGGAUGUUCAGAUGCUACGGCUAUUUUAAGAAGUACUCCCAGAUGUGGUCACCACCCAGUGACUCCUUGGAGCUCCUGGUCUCAAGUAAGUCUCAUCAGGCUUGGGGGCUCAUCUUAGAAGAGGAAGCCGUUUCUCCCGAGGGCCGGCCCGGGAGUGAGGCUGACGAGGGGCCGUGGCGACCACUCUCGGGCUCCGCAUCGGCUCAGAGCUGUGCCCGUCGGGGCCGGUGCGAUGGGCGCCUCACGCCUCGGGCUCGGCAUCGGCUCAGCGCUGCGCCCGUCGGGGCCGGUGCGAUGGGCGCCUCACGCCUCGGGCUCGGCAUCGGCUCAGCGCUGCGCCCGUCGGGGCCGGUGCGAUGGGCGCCUCACGCCUCGGGCUCGGCAUCGGCUCAGCGCUGCGCCCGUCGGGGCCGGUGCGAUGGGCGCCUCACGCCUCGGGCUCGGCAUCGGCUCAGCGCUGCGCCCGUCGGGGCCGGUGCGAUGGGCGCCUCACGCCUCGGGCUCGGCAUCGGCUCAGCGCUGCGCCCGUCGGGGCCGGUGCGAUGGGCGCCUCACGCCUCGGGCUCGGCAUCGGCUCAGCGCUGCGCCCGUCGGGGCCGGUGCGAUGGGCGCCUCACGCCUCGGGCUCGGCAUCGGCUCAGCGCUGCGCCCGUCGGGGCCGGACACUGGCCGCCCUCUGCACAGCUGGAGCCGAGAGGGGACCCCAUGGCCCCCACCCUCGCGGCCCUGCUCUGCCUCGGGCUGAGUGUGGGCCCGAGGACCCCAGUGCAGGCAGGUCCCCUGCCCAAGCCCACCCUCUGGGCUGAGCCAGGCUCUGUGAUCCGCUGGGGGAGCCCUGUGACCAUCUGGUGUUGGGGGACCCGAGGGGUUUGGGAGUAUCAGCUGGUUAAAGAGGGAAGCCAACUGCCCUGGAACAGACAGAAGCCACUGGAUCCCGGGGACAAGGCCAAGUUCCCCAUCACACAGAUGACAGAGCUACAUGCAGGGACAUAUCGCUGUUACUAUCUCAGCCCCCAGGGCAGGUCAGAGCCCAGUGACUCCCUGGAGCUGGUGGUGACAGGAGCCUACAGCAAACCCAGCCUCUCGGCCCUGCCCAGCCCUUUGGUGGCCUCAGGAGGGAAGGUGACCCUCCAGUGUGGCUCAUGGCAGGGAUUUGGCAGGUUCAUUCUCACUAAGGAAGGAGACCACAAGCCCCCCUGGACCCGGGACUCACAGCCACAGCCCAGUGGGAAGCUCCAGGCCCUGUUCCCCGUGGGCCCCGUGACCCCCAGCCACAGGUGGACCUUCAGAUGCUACGGGUGUGACAGGUACAGGCGUCAGGUGUGCUCACAGCCCAGUGACCCUCUGGAGCUUCUGGUCCCAGGUGAGUCUCAGAAGCCGACCCUCCUGACCCAGCAGGGCCCCAUCGUGGCCUCUGGGCAGAGCCUGACCCUCCAGUGUCGCUCUGAUGUCGGCUAUGACAGAUUCGCUCUGUCCAAGGAGGGGGGACAGGACCUGCCCCAGAGCAUUGUCCUGCAGCCCCAGGCUGGGCUCUCGCAGGCCAGCUUCCCCCUGGACACUGUGAGCAGCUCCCCCGGGGGCCGGUACAGAUGCUAUGGUGGACACAGGCUCUCCUCUGAGUGGUCGGCCCCCAGUGACCCCCUGGACAUCCUGGUGGCAGGGCACCUGCCUGACAGACCCGCCCUCUCGGUGCAGCCAGGCCCCAGGGUGGCCUCAGGAGACAACGUGACCCUGCUGUGUCGGUCACAGAGCCCGAGGGACACUUUCCUUCUGUCCAAGGAGGGGACAGCCGAUCCCCCCCUGCGUCUUAGAUCAAAGCACGGAGCUCAGCCAUCCCAGGCAGAGUUCCCCAUGAGUCCUGUGACCUCGGCCCACGGGGGGACCUACAGGUGCUACAGCUCAGUCAGCACCAACCCCCACCUGCUGUCCCAGCCCAGUGACCCCCUGGAGCUCCUGGUCUCAGAAGACCUCCCCAAACCCUCCAUCCAGGCCGACCCAGGCCCCAUCGUCACCAAGGGGAGCCCUGUGACCAUCUGGUGCCAGGGGUCUCCGCAGCCUGCUGUCUACGCUCUGUAUAAAGAGAGGGGCACUGAGCCCUGGCUGACCAGCACCCCACAGGACCCCAGAAACAAGACCGGCUUCCUCAUUGAACGCACGCACUCAUACCAUGCAGGGAUUUACCAGUGUGCCUAUUGCAGCACAGGGACCAUGUGGUCGGAGAGGAGUGACCCCCUGACCCUGGUGGUGACAGGAGUGUACGGUGCACCCUCCUUCUCAGCCCGCCCGAGCCCUGUGGUGGCCUCAGGGGGGAACGUGUCCCUCUCCUGCAGCUCACAGUCCACAUCGGGCACUUUCCACCUGCUGAAGGAGGGAGGAGCUGACCCGCCCAGACACAUGGAAUCGGAACCGAGGGUCUCUGCCGGGGGGUGGUGGGCUCUCUUCGCUGUGGGCCCCGUGAGCGCCUCCCACGGGGGGACCUACAGGUGCUAUGGUUCCUCCAGGUCUUACCCCUACGUGUGGUCAGAGCCCAGUGACCCUCUGCACAUCGAGGUCACAGGAGUGCACAGGGAGCCCUCCCUCUUGGCCCAGCCAGGCUCCCUGGUGCUGCCUGGAGACAGCCUGACCCUCCAGUGUCGCUCGGACGGCGGCUUUGACAGAUUUGCUCUGACCAAGGUGCAGAGGCUCACCGCCCCCCAGCGUCUUGAUGGGCAGCACAGCCCCAGCUUCCCUCUGGGCCCUGUGACCCGAGAACACGGGGGCCAGUACAGAUGCUACAGUGGACACAACCUCUCCCACGUGUGGUCGGCCCCCAGCGCCCCCCUGGACAUCCUGGUCGCAGGACUGUACCCGAAACCCUCCCUCUCAGCCCAGCCAGGACCCUCAGUGCCCUGGGGAGCUGAUGUGACCCUGCAGUGUGCAUCUGAGACCCGGUUCGAUACCUUCCACCUGCACAGGGAGGGGUCACUGGACCCUCCCCAGCACCUUCGUCUGCAGGGCAGGUUUGCACGCUCUCAGGCCAACUUCACCAUCAGUGCUGUGACCUCAGGCCAUGGGGGGACCUACAGGUGCUAUGGUUCACACAGCACCUCCCCCUACCUGCUGUCACACCCCAGUGACCCCCUGGAGCUCAGGGUCUCAGCCCCCCGCACCCAAGACUACACCGUGGGGAACCUCAUCCGGUUGUGCGUGGCUGGACUGGUCCUGGUGGUGCUCGGGGUGCUGCUGUUCGAGGCUCGAAACAGCCCGGGAAGGACCCACGAAGCGUCCAGGAGGUGA